AUGUCUUCCAGCACAGACUUCAGCCCAUCCCGCCUGGUUGAGAUCACCAGAGACGGGGCGGGAAAGAUAUCGAUUCGGCUGAGGUACCGUGAUGAUAUUAGCCAUGCCAUCAGAUACGCAACUCUGAGUCACUGCUGGGGUUCGUUCAUGCCUAUCAAACUUAAAAAAUCCAAGAUAGCUCAGUACCGUGAGCGAAUCCCACUGAAGGAGAUAUCCCCCGUCUUCCGCGAUGCUAUCGAUGUCUCAGUCGCCUUGGAUAUCUGGUAUAUCUGGAUUGACUCUUUGUGCAUACUUCAGGACUCAGAGGAAGACUGGCAAACAGAAUCAGCGACGAUGUGCGACGUCUACUCUUACUGCCAUCUGAAUAUAGCGGCAGAUGGCUCGGAAGAAGGAUCACGGGGACUUUCCCGAGAGCGAGAUACCGCGCUGCUCAACCCAAUCCACAUCGUCAUAAAGAAUAAUGGUACGCCGAGUGAAGAUUAUAGUCACUUCAGUUCGAUGAAACCUGGCAACUAUCUUCUCUUUGACAUGUAUUCCUGGAAACACGAAGUCGACGACGCGCCAUUAGGGAAGAGAGGUUGGGUGAUUCAAGAGCGCGCACUGUCUCCCAGAACGAUCCAUUUCGGCAAAACCCAGAUAGCGUGGGAGUGUCGCCAGCUGGCUUGCAAUGAAGUCUUCCAAGACGGCUUCCUCACAGGCACCAUCCGGCGCCGAGAAAAAGGCUUUUUGUCGACAUAUAAAAUGAACACAAAGGCGAUGAAACUAUAUAAGCAGCUGAAGGGCGAGCAGGAUCGACAAGAUAAGCUGGAUGAUGAAAUUCACCGCGAAUUGGCUGCAAUCUGGGGUGACCAAAAGACUUUUGGUGACAUUAACUCGGGCAAGUGGCAUGAAAUUGGGCUUCGCCGGAAUUCGAUCGCCGAAAUCUCCCUCUCGUCCGAUUUUCAGCCCUAUGAUCUAGCAGGCCUCGAAGCCGGUCUUCUCGACGAGCUUCGUCUCUCACGGCGAACCAGAGCUGAGAUUCGACAGUGGGACGAGACCAUCUCCCCUACAAAUCUGAAGCCACCUCGUUACAAGUAUAUGAGCUUCAUACAGCAAAAUUGGUGCGACCUUGUCAAAGCAUACACGGAAUGUAACCUUUCAUAUACGAGCGACAAGCUUGUCGCCAUCGCGGGAAUGGCACAGGUUAUAUCCCGAGUCACGAAAUGCCAAUACCAGGCGGGGCUUUGGAGGAAGGACUUGGAACACCAAUUAUUGUGGAAAGUGGAAUUGCCAUCGCCCGCGGUGGUGAGAGACGGGACCCGCGACCGUCCUUCCUGGUCAUGGGCCUCUGUGGACGGCGGAGUUGUGUGGGAGGACUGGUCUGGCGGAUUCUAUUCGGGAAUCAAGACGAUCACGCCCGAUCUGUUCGGUCAAGUCGCCUCAGGCUCGCUCGUCAUCACGGGCCCGCUCGGUGUUCUCAAAGUGACUGAAAACAAGAGCCCCAAGCCGAACAUGUCAGGCGACGUAUUGGAAGCUUGCGAUCACGGCGCAGAUAUCUUCUGGGACUCCAAAGAAUUUCAUGAGCGAUUCGGCAGCGAGAGAACCUCGGCCAUAUGGAGCUACAAGACUUACCACGCGGCUCCCGCUCGCAACGCAUCCAGCUAUGGCGAUGACGUGUUUUUCAUGCCUCUUCGUAUUAUGGACUACGAUUACUUCAAUUACGAUUACGAGGCACCCAUAGCUCCAGGGGCUUCUCCUGCUGCCCUGCAUCGACGCCCAGGGCACAUACCAACGGGUCGGUCAACUCACCAUAUCUGCACACGCGCAUCGAGAGGCGUUCGAGGGAGGGAAAUGGCCUCUUCAGUCUAA
Molecule: messenger RNA, 1848 nt
Organism: Penicillium pulvis
Lineage: Eukaryota; Fungi; Ascomycota; Eurotiomycetes; Eurotiales; Aspergillaceae
Product: HET domain-containing protein
Exons: 3
Coding region: 1-1848 (615 amino acids)
Source: RefSeq, a predicted model, not a curated record